AUGACCAGCCUGCGCAUCAGGAUCGCAAACCUGGUGUUCAAGCUGCUCACGUGUAUGCUGUACAUCGUCAGGGUUAUCACCGACAACGACCCGACGCACGCAUCAUGUUACGGCUGUCCACCGGGCAACAACUCCGAGUACAUGCGGUCGAGCAACCUGACCGACGAGGAGUUCCAGGAGAACCCAGUCAUCAACUGGGACGCCAUCCUCUGGGUGAACCGGUCGCUGCUCAUGUGGAUCGUGCAAGUCAUCCUGGCCAUCAUCAGCCUCACCGAGGCCCUGCUCCUCGCCUACCUCGGCUACAAGGGAAAUAUCUGGCAGCAGCUGCUGUCCUUCCACUUCAUCCUCGAACUCGUCAACACGAUACCCUUCACGCUGACGCUCCUGUGGCCACCACUGCGCAACCUGUUCAUCCCGGUAUUCCUCAACUGCUGGCUGGCCAAGCACUCCCUCGAGAAUAUGUUCAACGACCUGCACCGGGCGAUGCAGAAGUCGCAGUCUGCGCUGUCGCAGCAGCUGAUGAUUCUGUCGGCGACGCUGCUGUGCCUCGUCUUUACCAGUGUGUGCGGGAUCCAGCACUUCCAGCGCGCCGGCCACCGACACCUCAACCUGUUCCAGUCGACCUACUACGUGGUCGUCACGUUCUCCACGGUCGGCUACGGAGACAUCGUACCCGACAUCUGGCCCUCGCAGCUCUACAUGGUCAUCAUGAUAUGUGUCGCACUCAUAGUGCUCCCCACACAGUUCGAGCAGCUGGCGUUCACGUGGAUGGAGCGCCAGAAGCUAGGCGGCUCCUACUCUUCGCACCGGGCGCAGUCGGAGAAGCACGUGGUCGUCUGCAGCACCACAUUGCACGCAGACACCAUCAUGGACUUCCUCAACGAGUUCUACGCCCACCCACUGCUGCAGGACUAUUACGUGGUGCUGCUGUCGCCGAUGGAACUGGACACGACGAUGCGCAUGAUCCUGCAGGUGCCCAUCUGGGCGCAGCGCGUCAUCUACAUCCAGGGGUCGUGCCUCAAGGACAGCGACCUGGCCAGGGCGCGCAUGAACGAGGCCGAGGCGUGCUUCGUGCUCGCCGCCAGGAACUACGCCGACAAGACGGCCGCGGACGAGCACACGAUCCUGCGCUCAUGGGCCGUCAAGGACUUCGCGCCGAGCGUGCCGCAGUACGUGCAGAUCUUCCGGCCGGAGAACAAGCUGCACGUCAAGUUCGCCGAGCACGUGGUCUGUGAGGACGAGUUCAAGUACGCGCUGCUCGCCAACAACUGCACCUGCCCGGGCGCCUCCACGCUCGUCACUCUGCUGCUGCACACCUCCAGAGGACAGGAGGGCCAGACUUCCCAAGAAGAAUGGCAUCGACUGUAUGGAAAAUGCUCUGGAAACGAAAUAUAUCAUAUUGUGCUGGGAGACAGCAGGUUUUUUGGAGAGUACGAAGGGAAGAGCUUCACGUAUGCCAGCUUCCAUUCCCACAGAAAAUAUGGAGUAGCACUUGUUGGUGUGCGACCAGCAGAAUUACCUGAAUUUUAUGAGGAUACAAUAUUACUUAAUCCUGGCCCAAGACAUAUAAUGAAGAAGAGUGACACAUGUUACUACAUGAGCAUUUCAAAGGAAGAGAACUCUGCCUUUAUUCUUGGGAACCAGCAGAAUCAGCUGUGUGCAGAAAGUGGAACUACAGCAACAGAUGACAAGGAUCACAGUAAGGAGACUGGUGAUGGGCGUAACACUAAAACUGAUGCUACAUCUUCUGAUAGCUGUGGAAAUUCAGAAUCAAAGCAAGGUCAGAAAGAGAAUAAUCCAUCCACCUUAACACCAGAUGUAGCAGUUACAGGAAAUCAUCUUGAUGUACCUCGACCUGGAGACAAUCCAAAUCUUUUAAGUCCAGAGAUUCUGAACCAAAGGAGAGGUAGCCGCCGUCCAAGUAUAUUGCCAGUUCCUGACAUGUUCACUAGCUCCUCUCUCAACAUUGCUGUAGAACCACAGGAUGAUGCAGGUGAUGAAAGUGAUGAUGAGUUAGAUGACGAUGUCCCAUGGAGAUCGCCAAGUGAAAAAAUUGCUUCUGGGACUACAGAUGGCUGUAUGACUAAGUCUUCUUGGCUUGGAGAAACUUGUCGCAUUGUGAAAGGCUUUCCACCUGUGUCUCCUUACAUAGGAGUAAGUCCAACACUGUGCUACCUCCUGAAGGAAAAGAAGCCUCUCUGUUGUCUCCAGCUUGCUAAGGUCUGUGAACACUGCAGCUAUAGAAAUGCCAAAGAGUAUAACUGGCAAAAUAAGACAAUAAUAUUAGCUGCUGAUUAUGCAUCCAAUGGAAUUUACAAUUUUAUAAUUCCUCUUCGAGCUCACUUUCGUUCCAAAACUUCACUGAACCCCAUCAUUUUACUGCUGGAACGAAGACCAGAUAUUGCUUUCCUUGACUCGAUAUCUUAUUUUCCUCUAGUAUAUUGGAUGCUUGGUUCCAUUGAUUGCCUUGAUGAUCUUCUGCGUGCUGGAAUUACAUUAGCAGAGAAUGUUGUUGUUGUAAAUAAAGAGAUGUCAAAUUCAGCAGAAGAAGACACUCUUGCAGACUGCAAUACCAUUGUAGCAGUCCAAACAAUGUUCAAAUUUUUUCCUAGCAUCAAAAGUAUCACCGAGCUUUCCCAAUCUUCAAACAUGAGGUUCAUGCAGUUUCGGGCCCAUGAUAAAUAUGCCCUUCAUCUCUCCAAAAUGGAAAAGCGAGAGAAGGAACGAGGAUCACACAUCUCCUAUAUGUUUAGGCUUCCAUUUGCAGCUGGUAGUGUAUUCAGUGCUAGUAUGUUGGAUACACUCUUGUAUCAAGCGUUCGUUAAGGAUUAUGUUAUCACAUUUGUCAGACUUCUUCUUGGAAUUGAUCAAGCUCCAGGAUCUGGAUUUUUGACAUCUAUGAAAAUUACAAAAGAUGACAUGUGGAUCAGAACGUAUGGAAGACUGUAUCAGAAAUUAUGUUCAACAACAUGUGAGAUACCAAUUGGUAUCUAUCGUACACAGGAUACCUCACUUGCUGAUUCGUCCCACCCUGACGAGGAGAAUGACUCAGAUGGAGUUGGGGUUACAUACAGGCCAAAAUCUCAAAUUCGAAACUGUCUGGGUUGCGUACAAAACCAGACAUCUGUGUGUUCCAUAAAUUUAGUUGAUGAAGCUCGAGAUAACCACACACAAAUGAUUGAACGUGCUGAAAUUGCAAAUUUGGUUCGCUCCAGAAUGGAAAGCCUAAAUCUGCCCAGUAUAGAUUAUGAUGAUGUCAGUGAGAAAAGGAGUAACUUGUCUUAUGUAAUUAUCAACCCAAGCUGUGAUCUCAAACUUGAAGAAGGAGAUAUUAUAUACAUAGUACGACCCAGCCCUUUCUCAGCACAGAAGACAUUUGAACGUCACAACAGCCGCCGGAAGUCAAAUAUUAGUUUCUGCUCUCAACAACUGGUACAACAGAUGGCAAAUUCUGCAGCUGGUAGUCGGCGCGGCUCCACUAUUGGAUUGUCUGGCUAUACACCAACUCCAAGACCCCCUCCACUUGUAACAACAAAAGCAAACUCCCUUUCCCUUCCAGAUAGUCCUACAGUUGCUGGAUGUGCCGCAAGUCCCAGUCCUGCAGGAUGCUACAGAGCACGAUCCAACUCCUUACGUGUUGCUGACGAUAUACUCUUGCGUCGUUCAAACUCCCUGCGUCAGGGAUUGGCACCCUCUGGUCCCACAAGACGAAAAAGCAGCCUAGAAGACCUAGGUUUCUCCUAUGCUUCCAACCAUAGCAACCCAAUUAAGAUAGCAUUGAAUGGAAGCAUUGGUCUAGAGGUGACACCACCAGAAGAAGGAAGCUCACAGAGUGAAAACAGCUGUAGUAACCUUCUCAGUACUGUUGCAACUGGUCUUUCUGUUGGUGGCAGCCCUGCGGGUGGCAGUGGGAGUGUUGGCAUCAGUGUCAGUUGUAACAGUGGCAUAUGUACCAAUACAGGUGCGAGAAGUAGUGGAGGGUGUUCAGGAACUGUAAAUAGUCAAGGACUGGGAAUUUGUGCACAGACUCCAAGUUCACUUGAUGUGUCAAGCCUUGUCAGCUGCAGUGUAGACAGCUGUCAGCCUCCUCCGUCUCCCGGCCCAUGUGCCAGCCCAACCCCUCUGGCUGAUCCCCAACACCUACAAGGUACACUUGUAUGAUAUCACCUUAUGUGGGGGAGGAGACUAAGCAGUGUAGUCCGGAACAAGUGGCUGUAAACUGAUUGCUCCUCAGCCCCACAGUGAUAAAUUCUGAAUAAGAAAAGUAUAACAGCUGAAUCUACUUCAGUACCUUGAAAACUAUAUUGAACUGUAAGAGUCUAUGUGCAAAAUGAGUGAAAUGGUACUGUUAGUACUUAGCUGUUGACAAAUAACGACUUUGUAGUACAACUUAGUACAUAAAAUUAAAUAGGUGCUACUUUGAGAUAUUUUUAAUUUACUGAUAAGUGAAGAAGAAAUGAGUCAUUUUAAAACAACAUAUGUUGUUUACAGAUAACUACAGAAAUUAGGGCAUGUUUUGCUUCCUCGAUAUCUGUCUACUUACUCUUGUUGCACAUAUUGCCUCUUCAACAGACAGAGACUGUUGAUAUAAGCUAAGAAAAAUAUCAGAUGGGCUAAGUAGAAAAGGAAUGAUUCUUCACCAGCCCAUCAUUUCUAUUUUUCUCAAUUAUCAUUCUCUUGGCUGAUAUAUUCUCCGGUGUGGCACCGAAUGAGUUGGAAAUGGGAACAAAUAGUGUGUAGCUGUAAGUUAUCUUGAAGACUUUUUAGAAACUGAAAACUAUUUGGUGUGCUGCAUAGCAGCAUCAUUGCCUUGUAAAUAUCAUCUAUUACAUACCAUAUGUAUAGUGUACAGUGAUAUAAAUAAGAGUGUGCAUUUAAGUGAAAUAUAU
Messenger RNA from Schistocerca serialis cubense, 4889 nucleotides. RefSeq names its product potassium channel subfamily T member 2 (gene SLO2). Gene Ontology annotation, biological process: potassium ion transport. Lineage: Eukaryota; Metazoa; Arthropoda; Insecta; Orthoptera; Acrididae. The transcript is spliced from 24 exons. The coding region runs from base 1 to 4161 and encodes 1386 amino acids. Gene Ontology annotation, cellular component: membrane. The record is from RefSeq and is a predicted model, not a curated record. Gene Ontology annotation, molecular function: intracellular sodium-activated potassium channel activity.